Molecule: messenger RNA, 1060 nt
Organism: Linum tenue
Lineage: Eukaryota; Viridiplantae; Streptophyta; Magnoliopsida; Malpighiales; Linaceae
Source: the annotation of a GenBank genome assembly
UGGUGGGAAGAAGACAGCGGGAGGGUCAAUCUUCUUCACUCAGCUUCAUCUCAAAAACGAAAAAAUUCUACAAUGGCCGUCUCCUUUGCUUGUCAUGUAAAACACCUCGCCCUAACCUUCACAUCUUUCGCUUCCGUAUUAAUGAACCGCCAAUCAACAGAGAAAGACAAGGGCAAUCAAGGGCAAGAGAACAAGGAAAAGGAAGGAAACCCCUUCAUAGUCAGUCCUCUUUAUUUGGUAUCAACUUCCCCCGCCCGCUGAUCUGCCGGCCAGGGCUGACCUCUGCAACCAGAAUUUCAUCGCAGCCUCGGCAAACUCAGUUGGGUUCCUGAUCUUCCAAGAUUCUUUUUGUGGGUUUCAUGCUGGCUGAAGGAGGCUCGACUGAACCACUCAUGGAUAGAAGUAAAGAUGCAAGCUUUGAGGAGAAGGAAAGUUUAAGGAAUGGACUUGAGUUGGUGAAACCUGCCACGGAUAAACAUAUGGAUCUUCUGAGACCAACAGCUAGAAACCUUUCAGUAUUCAGAGGGCAACCGUCGCCACCGCAAGGAUUGGAGCAGGAAAAGGGAAAGUACACGCUAAUCAGAGAUCCUGAAGAUUUCCUAGCAGGGGGUGCAUUUGAUAAGCCCCUUCCCUGCUUUGGUUGUGGAAUAGGGUGGUUUUCCUUUCUUUCCGGGUUUUUGUUCCCACUCAUGUGGUACUAUGCUACAAUCCUUUACUUCGGAAACUGCUACCGCAAAGAUCCCAGGGAAAGAGCAGGCCUCGCUGCAGCAGCAAUUGCUGCAAUGGGUUGCUCUGUUAUAUUGGUGUUCAUACUAGCUUAUUGUCUCUUGUUUUAACUUUCAAACAUUCAAGGAUUGAGAUCACUCCAGGGGAAAGGAAAAGGCGCAAGAGAAAUGCACCCAUUAGUUGGUGGCUACAUUGGAAGAACGACAGUGUUACAUAGAGUGCCUAGUUCAUACGUACAGACUCGAAUUGUAAAGUAUCGAUUUCGCCAUACAAGUUUGUUUACGUUGCCCUGCAAUUGUAAUUUCAUACCGGUGAAUGUUUUGUAAGGUUUCGA